Aspergillus mulundensis is the source of this 2592-nucleotide messenger RNA. RefSeq lists its product as uncharacterized. The coding region runs from base 1 to 2592 and encodes 863 amino acids. The transcript has a single exon. Lineage: Eukaryota; Fungi; Ascomycota; Eurotiomycetes; Eurotiales; Aspergillaceae. The record is from RefSeq and is a predicted model, not a curated record.
AUGGGACUAGAGUUUUUCACCAGCAGCUAUACACAGUACAAAGCCGACACUGACGCCGUUGCCACAUGGCUGGUCGCUACCGCGAAGAAGUGUGGCUUUCCCGUGGAGACGCUGAGAGGAGCCACGACGCCUGCUACGCCCGCCGCCCCACAGUCUAAACGGCUCAAGGGAAAAGCGCGAAAGCUCGCCAAAGAGACCGGUGCGAAACCAGAGUCAUCUGCCAAUCCCGUCGUAGCCAAGCAUACCCUCGCCGUGAAGGACUUCGUUAGCCUGGCCGACUACAUCGCUGCCUCUACCAGUCCUCGGAUCCGUGUUCCUGAAGGCUUCGCUGCUGUCCUGAAUAGAGCUAUCGCUGUCAGACGGCGUCAUGGACUACGAUUCUCAGAUGGUCUAGGCCUGGGGGUCCAGGAUCAAGAGUCCGACGAACGGCAUAACUACUUCAUUGGCAUUCUCGAGCACGUUCAGCAGGCUCUUCGGCCUUUGAUGCCGAGCACCCAAGUCAAUGAUCCCUUGACUCGACGCGCAGAUGACGACUCGGUAGGCGGGAGAGUCGACAAUCUCGCCAAUAGGUUCGAUGGCCUCGACGUACAGGAACCAUCUGAGGCGUUCUUGCGUGCUCCGGAUGUGACCAUCUCCACCUUCAAGGACGAUACGCCAGAUGUUGAUUACGAAGCUGAGCUGAGACAUGAUGCUGGCGAGGCAUUGGUCGCUUUCAGCCUUCUUCUAAAGGAUUACCGUGAGCUGCGACGGCUCCUUAUGACAACCUGGGCGAGUUACGGCUGCGCCGAGUUUGACCUGGUGUCUGUUUCCCUCAUGACGAACUCGGCUUUUGAUAUAGCGCAACGCAUGGAAGAAGAAAUUCAGCAUCUGUUUGUUAAAAUUGGAGGAUCGGAAGGAAUGCUUAAGAGAAUGUUCGUGGCAUCUUGCAUACUUAAAGAAGAAGACGCCAAUUUUCGAGAGCAGCCUGGCGACGAUAUGAAUUUCCGGGUCUAUGAAGAUGCGCAGACGCUGAUGUACCCGACCUGGUUAAUUCUGAGCGCGUUCCGUGAAGUAGUGCAGAAAAGGAAUGUGCCGCAAUACAGACCGGGAUACUACGGCCACCUUGACAGGACCAGAUAUAGGAACGAGAUGAGCGGGAAAGAGAACUUCUUGCAUGACAAGAUGAUCUUGAUGGAAAUACUUCCGGAGUUUGUUACUCUGCACCGGAUCGGACCAGCGCAAUCCUACGAAGAUGAAUUUACACGCGGGCUACGGAAGAUGUUUGACACCAAGGAAAUCCCCCUCUGGCUUGUUUUUGCCGCCCAGGUCUUUCUUGACAUCCAUCGUAUCCUCCGUGACGACUUUCAGCGGCCUCAUGGUGAACUCGCUAUCCACGCCGAAACUGUCGGAACAUCGAUCAGGAAGAACAUGGCGUUUCACGCGGAUCUCCGCAUCGACAAUUGGCCAAAGCAAAAUGACAAGGUGAUGCAGCAUAUCCUCGACGUCGUCGACAUGUGGGUGCAUACCGAUAUGACAAUGUCCCUGAAGCAAAGUCUCAAGCUAAUAUGGCGACCGGGAGACGAGUUCAAGCUCACGAAGUGGCACCCCGUCCUAUGCGGAAUGAUCACCUACUACCUCAAGUCCAUGUGGCAGGAAAUAGGCAUUACAUUCGCAGGCGCAUGGGGCUCGAUCAUGUACUCCGCUCACUUGUACAAUGCCCUCCAGCAGGAAAAGCUCAUGUCCGGCGCCUGGUUCGACAUGGACCUUAUUCUAUAUUGGCACCCCGAGAUCUUCGUUGGGGCCCGCCCAGCCCGCCCAGAAGAUUACUUGAAACGCUUUAACCUCAGCACGGGCGUCUCUGCUACAGCCUACGGACGGAAUCGACGGCACACCCCCCGUCUACCGGAAUCCAGGAGCGGCCCCAAGGGGAUCCAACCCAUCGCCAACAUCUCACGUAUGUUCUUCGAGCGGUACUGCGAGGGAUCGCGAAAGACCGGGUUCAGCGCAGCCGAGCUCGAGAAAAUCCUCGCCGACGGCGUCUGGGAAAUCGAACUCGAAGGCCAAGAACAGGAUCAAGACGGAGACGUGCUCACUAUGUCCCGCCGCGUCGGCAACAAGGAAUCGAAAUUGUCAAACUCGAAAUCCUCAGCCCGACAGCGCUGGGACACCGCACGCCGCCUAACCCCCACCGAGCUUCUCACGACCCUCCGCAAUACCCUCCAGGUCGAAGCACCCGAGAUGAAUUUCGACUAUCUGACGCUCCACCAGCUAUGCUGGCAGAUGCUCCGAAGACUGCACGCUGCCGUGGACCCGUUCCUGCGCAGGGCUUUCGGCCCGGAGUACAUGGAGGCUGAGACGCAGCUGCCGUUCCUUGUGGGUUGGAUCUUCAUGGUUGCUGCGGGGACGGACGAGGCGACGAAGAAGUUGCGGCGGGAUGAACUUGUUACUGUUAAGAGUGGGACGUUGGCGAAGGCUGGGGAAGUCGUUAGCGAGAUGAUGGUUGAGGAUGGGGUUGGGGAUAUUGUUAAGAGGGCUCUUGAGCGGCUGGGGUAUGUGUUUGAGGUUGAGGAAGGGGAAGGGGAAUCCAGAGACGUUGAAAAACAUGGUUGUUAG